Mangifera indica (mango) is the source of this 3029-nucleotide messenger RNA. RefSeq lists its product as uncharacterized. The coding region runs from base 449 to 2935 and encodes 828 amino acids. Gene Ontology annotation, biological process: activation of GTPase activity. Gene Ontology annotation, molecular function: GTPase activator activity. The transcript is spliced from 5 exons. NCBI's taxonomy places the organism in Eukaryota, Viridiplantae, Streptophyta, Magnoliopsida, Sapindales, Anacardiaceae. The record is from RefSeq and is a predicted model, not a curated record.
UCUUCAUCUUUACCUUCAACAAAACGAACAAACACGCUAUAUUCUUCUGUCUAAAAACAGCCAUUAACAAAAUUUUUAUUCAUUUUAGAAUUGUCUUACUUGUCUACUCUUUUCAUCAUUCCAAUUCCAAUUACUUCUCUCACAUCUCAUUCUCCAACCCACAUGUAAUUCAUUUCAUCCUCCACCCCUUUGCUGGGUUCUUUUUUGCAUCUCUCCCACCGGUGUUCUGUUUAAUUUGUAAAAUAACUGUUUUUUUUUUAAUUUUUAUAAUUCAGAAACCAUUCAGCAACUGGGUCGGUGUUUAAUUUGUGAAAGAACUGAUUUGGGGGGUUGUUAUUAUUAUUAUUAUUAUUAUUAUUUUUGCAAUCCAGAACCAUUAAGCAACUGGGUCGGUGUUGAAUUUUCGUGGCUUUGUGUUUGAAUCGAGAAAGAGUUGUUUUUUUAACCGAUGAUGCCAGCUUCAACGAUUGAGCAACAUCAAGAAGAAUCAUCAAGCAACGGUGUCGUUUCGGGGAGAUCUGGUCGUUUUGCAAACCUUAGAGGCGUUCAAUGGCGUGUUAAUCUUGGGAUAUUACCCCAUUCUUCUUCUUCUUCAAUUGAUGAUCUCCGUAGAGUCACGGCUGAUUCUCGAAGAAGAUAUGCUGGCUUAAGAAGGAGCCUACUUGUUGAUCCACACUUUCCCAAGGAUGGAAGUAAUAGUCCUGAUCCUGUCAUGGACAAUCCGCUUUCACAAAAUCCAGAUAGCACAUGGGGUCGCUUCUUUCGAAAUGCUGAGCUGGAAAAAAUGGUUGACAAGGACCUAUCACGAUUGUAUCCAGAACAUGGGAGUUACUUUCAGACACCUGGAUGCCAAGGCAUUUUAAGACGGAUCUUGUUAUUGUGGUGCCUUAGACAUCCUGAAUAUGGUUAUAGACAAGGAAUGCAUGAACUUUUGGCUCCUUUAUUAUAUGUUCUUCAUGUUGAUGUGGAUCGUCUUUGUCAAGUGCGAAAGGAGUAUGAAGACCACUUCACUGACAAAUUUGAUGGUUUAUCAUUUCAUGAAAAUGAUCUUACAUAUAACUUUGAUUUCAAGAAGUUUAUAGAUUCCAUGGAAGAUGAUUUUGGAUCCUGUGGAAACUCAGCGAAAGUUAAGAGCCUUGAUGAGCUUGAUCCUGAGAUACAGACAAUUGUAUUGCUAAGUGAUGCUUAUGGGGCUGAAGGUGAACUGGGCAUUGUUUUGUCUGAGAAAUUUAUGGAACAUGAUGCUUACUGUAUGUUUGAUGCUUUAAUGAGUGGAGCCCAUGGUUUGGUUUCUAUGGCAGAUUUUUUUGCUCCCUCCCUUGCAGGUGGGCCCCUCUCUAGCUUACCUCCUGUCAUUGAAGCUUCUACUGCGUUGUACUAUUUGUUGUCAAUUGUUGAUUCAUCUUUACACAGCCAUCUUGUUGAGCUUGGUGUCGAACCUCAGUAUUUUGGAUUACGCUGGUUACGGGUCUUAUUUGGACGGGAGUUUUCACUUGAAGCCCUAUUGAUAAUAUGGGAUGAGAUAUUUGCAUCAGACAGUGGUAAAUUAAACAAAAGUGUUGAAAAUGAUGAAGACUCCAGCUUUAAAAUUCUAAGUUCACCGCGGGGGGCAUUAAUAGCAGCUAUUGCAGUUUCCAUGAUGCUUUAUUUGAGAUCAUCUCUGCUUGCCACUGAAAAUGCAACUUCCUGCCUUCAGAGACUGUUGAAUUUCCCAGAGAAUGUAGACCUAGGCAAAAUUAUAGACAAAGCAAAAUCUUUACAGGCUCUUGUUCUGUAUACUAAUACUUCAUCAUCGCAUUCUUCAUCCUCCAGAACUUAUAACUUGAGUAAAUCAGCAGUGGCUAGAAGACCCCGCCUUCCAUCUGACUCUGUUUCUCCAAGCACUCCUUUAAGUGUUGUACCUGAUAGCUACUGGGAAGAGAAGUGGAGAGUUCUGCAUAAUGAAGAAGAAAAAAGACAAGGUAGUCCCGGAAAACAACAUCCAGCAAAGAAAAGAGGAUGGUCGGAAAGAGUAAGACUGAGCCUCUCUAGAACAGAAUCUGACCCGUCUUCUGCCAAGGUUGUUAAUGGCAAACAGGACCUGAAGUCAACUGUUAGGCGAAGUUUGCUAACGGAUCUGUCACGGGAACUAGGCUUGGAGGGUGAUAAUGAGAAAGUCCAUUAUUGUGAAGUUUCAACUGUGAAGGAAAAACACUCUGUUGAAGUUGAGGGACAAGAUGGUGCCAUUAAGGACUUUACUGGCACAUCUGAUGACACAUGUGUGAAUGGAAAUGUUGGCUGUGAGGAAAACUCCUCUAUAUUCUCAGAUCCAGCAAGUUCAGUUUGUGGUGCGCAUGACAAUGAAAAUGACUCAGAAAAAAGUAGUGUUGCAUCAAAUUCAUCUGUUUAUGAAAAUGAUGGACAUCCCCAAACUGUCUCAGAUGAUCCACCUCUUCCUGUCUCCCAUAAUCCUGAUGAUGUUUGUCAAGAUUCUCAAAUGGGCCAUGACUCUACAGAAACAUCAGUGAAAGGUCCCAAAGAGCGGAAGCUCCUUUUUGGUAAAAUUCCUUGGGUUUGGAAAUUUGGACGGAAUGCUUGUGGAGGUGAGGAGUCAUCUGAAAAAGGAGGAGGUGCUAUUGAGACUAAGAAUUCUGCCAAUGUUGAAGGUUAUCAGAACAAUGCAGCAGACUCUUCAGAUUCUGAAGGGUCUUUUAAGUCAUCCACAAGCAGCAGACUAGAUACUGUGGACCAGAAUGUGAUGGGGACUUUGAAGAAUCUUGGGCAUUCUAUGCUUGAACAAAUACAGGUAAUCGAGUCAGUCUUCCAGCAAGAUCGGGGUCAGGUAGGGCCAUUAGAAAACUUAUCUAAAAAUAUUAUUGUUGGCAAAGGACAAGCUACAGCCAUGACAGCGCUCAAAGAGCUCCGGAAAAUCAGCAAUCUGUUAUCAGAGAUGUAAGGUUUGCUUUUAUAUAUGUGUAUCUGUAUAUACAUUUUGUAAUUACUAUUUUUUUCUAGUGAGAAAUAAAUAAGAAUUUUUGCUCUUUCUUCCA